Molecule: messenger RNA, 1468 nt
Organism: Dissoconium aciculare CBS 342.82
Lineage: Eukaryota; Fungi; Ascomycota; Dothideomycetes; Mycosphaerellales; Dissoconiaceae
Exons: 1
Coding region: 1-1017 (338 amino acids)
Biological process (GO): apoptotic DNA fragmentation
Cellular component (GO): mitochondrial inner membrane; nucleus
Molecular function (GO): single-stranded DNA endonuclease activity; RNA endonuclease activity; metal ion binding
Source: RefSeq, a predicted model, not a curated record
AUGUCAAAACUCACCCUCGCCAUCGUCGCUGGCACAUCAGCAGUGGUUGGUGCAGCCACGACUGCCGCCAUUUUCGGUCUGCAAAAGCCCAAGGAGUCGCCCGUCCAGGUCACGACCACCUCUACGACCGUAUCAUCGACUCUGCCUGCCACAAGGACUGCGCCUCCACCCCCUGCCCCGAUCCCUCGUCCUGAUCCGAGGCUCGUUGCCGCAGCACCGGUCGAUCCAUCGGGAGUAUUUCAAUAUGGCUUCCCGGGCCCUGUCUCAGAUGUUCGCAACGCACCCUCUCUCACCUCAGGCUUCAACCGAGCGACGCGCAACCCUCACUGGGUGGCCGAGCACAUCACACCUGCGAGUGUAGCACAGAACAACGGUGACCGCCGACACUCCGCAUUCGAAGAGGACACCAGCAUCCCCGAGAAGUUCCGAGCCAAGCUCAAGGAUUACCUGCGAUCGGGCUAUGACCGUGGCCAUCAGGUGCCCGCCGCCGAUGCGAAAUGGAGUCAAGAUGCGAUGAAUGCGACGUUCGCGCUGUCAAAUAUGUGUCCACAGGUCGGCGAAGGGUUCAAUCGGGACUACUGGGCCCACUUUGAAGACUUCUGCCGACGCCUGACAACUUUCUAUCCCUCGGUGCGGAUCAUCACUGGUCCUCUAUACCUGCCCAAACGUGAGGCGGACGGCAAGUGGAGGGUUUCAUACGAGGUGGUCGGGCAUCCCCCUAACGUGGCGGUGCCGACACAUUUCUACAAGAUCAUCUUCGCGGAGGACGGGAGGACCGGCGGCAAUGUCAGCUUGGGAGCAUUCGUGCUGCCCAACGAUGUCAUCAAGAACGACAAGCCUUUGCAAGAGUUCGAGGUGCCGAUCGAGGCUGUAGAGCGGGCCUCGGGACUGGAGUUUGCGAGCUUGCUACCGCCUGCGCGGAGAAAGAGACUGUGUGAGGAGGUCAGCUGCAGUAUCAUUGUGAAGCAGUACGCCGAGCGACAGAAGUCGAUCGCUGGUCAACAACCCAAGCGAUGAGGUAGUCAUGCUCGAAGCCUUUCAUAUUUGGCACAUAUAAAAAAUGUCCUUCACAGAGAAGUAAUAUAAAAUUGAUACAUGUUGUACAUUUGGCUCGGCGCGUUCGGACGGUGGUAGUGCGUGGGAGUCUUCGAUGCUCAGCAGGCACGAGCAUGAGACUGUGGCACUCUUUCGAGAUCCGUUGUUCCAUCGUUUCGCAUGCCUACUGUCGACUGCUUCAAUCGCACUGCUUUUGCCUCCCUCUCCGAUAGUCUUUCGGCGUUUGCACAUCACGCUUUCCCGCCGACGGAGUCGUCUCCGGUUCUAUUGGACAUCAUUUCCCCGAACGCCAUCAACUCUUUCGUAGCCUGGCUCUGGUAUUUUACAUCUCGGCUCCUGUUGCGCAUUACAACGCAUCGUUCCUUCCCUACUCCAUUGCAGCUGGAAUCAUUCCUUUCUGUGCUUGCGCCAG